CCUCCCCAAAACCAGCCGGCAGCCACAUGCCGGCCAUCAUGCCCCUACCACGCCUACGCCCUGCCUGGCUCAGUCCAGACCCUCUGCACUGAACCAGCUUCCACCCUCCUCUGCAUCAAUCUCCAGCUCUGCGCGCCUGCUCUCUGCGCCCAAUCCCUGCCCUGCACCGAGCCCUUCCUUGCACGCUUCUGCUGCCUCUCCUCUGCGCCUCACCGCCGGUAAUGAUGCCCCCUACACGCCCGAGCCAUCAUCAGCACUCCACGCCCCUACCUGCCUUGCACCCGAGCCUUGCUCCUGCGCUUGACCGUGCCUUCUGCUCCCAGAUAUCUCCUCUGCGCCCAGAUUUCGUGCAAUCAUGCACUCCUGCACCCCCUGCACGCAUCACCCCGCCUCUUCCCUGAACCAAUCGCCAGCCGAUCCUGCACUCAUUACUCGCCUGCGCCCCUGUGGCAGCCCGAUCCUCUGUACCGCUGCAACCCAAUCUUGCAACCCAAUCUUGCAACCCGAUCUUGUACCUGCUCUGAUUGUCUGUUCUCCUUGUCUCGUUUUUCUGCAAGUGUGGGUAUAAAUAGAGGGUGUUCUUGGUUGAUAAGGGGUAGAGAUUGAUUUUGGCUGUUUGACUUUGGGGGGAUUUGAUUUUUUCUUUUUCUUGGUUGAUUCUGGGAUUCUUUGGGUCUGAGUUUGAGUAUUGUCGGAGGUGGCAACAAGAGAAAGGUGACUGCUGAACGUCCAGAAUUCACCGAAGGAGAUUGUGCAUUUUCCGGGUUUCUGUUGUCUUAGGUAAAUUGCUGGAACUGAGAGGAUUCGGGAGGGGUGGUGAAGGUGAUGAACAGAGCUUGAUCCCGUGGGUGGGAUCCCUCUGUUUGGAUCUUGAUCCGUUCCUUUCCUGAAUUCUCCGCUGUAGAUUUUAUACUUUCUUCCUUUGAUGUUUUGUGUUGUUUAGUGAUUGAAAUGCUGAAAUUUCUGUGUAUCUGUUGAGAAAUGAAUAGUAGAUUUACUA
Molecule: messenger RNA, 1000 nt
Organism: Rubroshorea leprosula
Lineage: Eukaryota; Viridiplantae; Streptophyta; Magnoliopsida; Malvales; Dipterocarpaceae
Source: the annotation of a GenBank genome assembly